This is a messenger RNA of Spodoptera exigua (beet armyworm), 540 nucleotides long. The record is from the annotation of a GenBank genome assembly. NCBI's taxonomy places the organism in Eukaryota, Metazoa, Arthropoda, Insecta, Lepidoptera, Noctuidae.
AUGUUCCUGGGUGUUAUCUAUACUUAUACUAUAAAGAGGUAUGAUGACCUUCACAAUGCAAACACGCGGCUGUGUUACGCAGAAAAAUGGCUGUUUGCACGUUUUGAGUCUUUGGAACUGAAGCUGGACGUGCCACGAGCGCCGCCCCCGCGCACCGACCACGAGCAACGGGUCCAUGAAGAGUUGCUCAAAGCUUAUGAACUGCAGAUCAAAGAGCAUGAGAAAACUUUGGAAUACUGGCGACAUCGUUACGACACCGAUAUUGCUGAAAUAAGCUCUAGAAGCCAGAAGAAAUUGGAACAGUUGCUCAUCGCCACCAGCAAGAGAACUGAACUGCAGAAAUUGUACGACUUACACGAAGGUGAAAUGCGAGGAUGGCUAACAUUCAAGCGAGAACGGGCCGCUCGUUUAGAGCGCGAAGAGAGGUUACGAAAGUCUGCCAUGCGUAUACAAGCGUGGUGGCGUGGUGUCAUGGUGCGUCGGGCUCUUGGGCAAUUCAAAUAUCUCAAAAAUAUCAAAGGAAAAGGCAAAAAGAAAUAA